Messenger RNA from Macaca mulatta (Rhesus monkey), 4363 nucleotides. It is a transcript of the gene PDK1, whose product is annotated as pyruvate dehydrogenase kinase 1. NCBI's taxonomy places the organism in Eukaryota, Metazoa, Chordata, Mammalia, Primates, Cercopithecidae. Gene Ontology annotation, molecular function: pyruvate dehydrogenase (acetyl-transferring) kinase activity. Gene Ontology annotation, cellular component: mitochondrion. The record is from RefSeq and is a predicted model, not a curated record. Gene Ontology annotation, biological process: protein phosphorylation; regulation of glucose metabolic process.
CUCCUUCCCGCUCUGCAUCCCGCCCAGCGGCGCAGGGGGCCGGGCUCCGGCGAGAGGGGUGGGGGCCGCGCCGGUGACAGCCGCUCCCCUCCCCUGCUGCCCGCCACGUCCCUCACGUACCACUCGGCAGAGGCGCGGGGAAACGUGGCGCCCGGGCUCUGGCUUCUCUAGCGGGGCUCGGCAUGAGGCUGGCGCGGCUGCUUCGCGGAGCUGCCUUGGCCGUCCCGGGCCCGGGGCUGCGCGCCGCCGGCCCCAGCCGCUCCUUCAGCUCGGACUCGGGCUCCGGCCCGGCGCCCGAGCGCGGCGUUCCGGGCCAGGUGGACUUCUACGCGCGCUUCUCACCGUCCCCGCUCUCCAUGAAGCAGUUCCUGGACUUCGGAUCAGUGAAUGCUUGUGAAAAGACCUCAUUUAUGUUUCUUCGGCAAGAGUUGCCUGUCAGACUGGCAAAUAUAAUGAAAGAAAUAAGUCUCCUUCCAGAUAAUCUUCUCAGAACACCAUCCGUUCAAUUGGUACAAAGCUGGUAUAUCCAGAGUCUUCAGGAGCUUCUUGAUUUUAAGGACAAAAGUGCUGAGGAUGCUAAAGCUAUUUAUGACUUUACAGAUACUGUGAUACGGAUCAGAAACCGACACAAUGAUGUCAUUCCCACAAUGGCCCAGGGUGUGAUUGAAUACAAGGAGAGCUUUGGGGUGGAUCCUGUCACCAGCCAGAAUGUUCAGUACUUUUUGGAUCGAUUCUACAUGAGUCGCAUUUCAAUUAGAAUGUUACUCAAUCAGCACUCUUUAUUGUUUGGGGGAAAAGGCAAAGGAAGUCCGUCUCAUCGAAAACACAUUGGAAGCAUAAAUCCAAACUGCAAUGUAGUUGAAGUUAUUAAAGAUGGCUAUGAAAAUGCUAGGCGUCUGUGUGAUUUGUAUUAUAUUAACUCUCCCGAACUAGAACUUGGAGAACUAAAUGCAAAAUCACCAGGACAGCCAAUACAAGUGGUUUAUGUACCAUCCCAUCUCUAUCACAUGGUGUUUGAACUUUUCAAGAAUGCAAUGAGAGCCACUAUGGAACACCAUGCCAACAGAGGUGUUUACCCUCCUAUUCAAGUUCAUGUCACGUUGGGUAAUGAGGAUUUGACUGUGAAGAUGAGUGACCGAGGAGGUGGUGUUCCUCUGAGGAAAAUUGACAGACUCUUCAACUACAUGUAUUCAACUGCACCGAGACCUCGUGUUGAGACUUCCCGCGCGGUGCCCCUGGCUGGUUUUGGUUAUGGAUUGCCCAUAUCACGUCUUUACGCACAAUACUUCCAAGGAGACCUGAAGUUGUAUUCCCUAGAGGGUUACGGGACAGAUGCAGUUAUCUACAUUAAGGCUUUGUCAACAGACUCAAUAGAAAGACUCCCAGUGUAUAACAAAGCUGCCUGGAAGCAUUACAACACCAACCACGAGGCUGAUGACUGGUGCGUCCCCAGCAGAGAACCCAAAGACAUGACGACGUUCCGCAGUGCCUAGACACACUUGGGACAUCUGGAAAAUCCAAAUGUGGCUUUUGUAUUAAAUUUGGAAGGUAUGGUGUUCAGAACUAUAUUAUACCAAAUACUUCAUUUGUCGUUUUCACAAAACUAUUUGAGUAGAAUAAAUGGAAACUGAAUUCCAUUUGUGCCCAUUAAACCUCCUAAAGGAUGAAAUCACACCUAUUUUACACUUAUAUUUCACAGUAAUUGAACAUAUUUUUAAACAACUGUAGUUUUGGUCAACUUUUUGCUUUGUGGUAGACUUCAGAAGUGUGGAAAUCUUUGGGUUUCUAUAGGAAACUAGUUUUUUUUUUAAAAAAAAUACUUUGUUUGCUAGAAAUAUUUUCUAAAUAAUAGUGAUUAGCUGGUUAGCCAUCUUCCUGUUAUUUGGAGGAGUUCUGCCAUCUUUAUUCGGUAGUAAUAUGGUCUUCAUGUUUAUCAGUGACUGACUACAAGUAAAGCAGAAAACAGUUGCCCUGUAAUCACAGAACCAGCCACCAUUCAGCGUCUAUGUGCAUUGUCUUAGCUAUGAGGUUAAUUCAUCAUUUUUAAAUUUUAUUGUAAAGAAGUGUAAUGACUAUCUCUCUGUGGAUCUAUGCCAAAAUCAUGGGCCGUCUGUUCUAAGUGUACUUGUGAUUAAUGCAAGGAGAAAUUUUUAUACUGAAAACAAACAUACUAGCAGCUACUAAAAUAGAGAAGAAAUUGAGGGCAAAGUAAUAUGUCUCCAAAACUGAACUGAUUGCUUGUUGAGAUUACCUAGAAAGCUUUUGGAAAAAAAUGGGAGUUUUUCUGCAUCCUACUCCAGAUGUACUGAAUCAGAAUCCCUAGGACUAGAGCCUAGAAAUCUCACUUUUAAAAAUGCUUCCUAGGUGAGUCUGAUGCCUACCCUAGGUUGGGAACCACUCUUUCAAAGUAAGUAGUGAUGACACAGCAUUUACUAAAGUAACAGAUCUGUAGGUUUUGGUUUCCACCUAUUUAAAGCCAGAUUUAUAGACUCGAGAAGACAGAAACUGAAUCCCACACCUGGUGCAAUUAGAAGCAUAAUUAGAAGCAGAAGGACAAAAUGCCAGGUAACCAAAGCAUCAGAGCCAUCAUUGCUCAAGUCUUUUUUCUUUCUCUUUUUCUUUUUUUUUUCUUUUCUUUUUUUUUUUUUUUUUUUUUGAGACAGGGUCUCGCUCUUUUGCCCAGGAUGGAGUGCAGUGGCAUGAUCAAGGCUCACUGCAGCCUCAAUCUUCUGGGCUCAAGUAAUCCUUCUACCUCAGCCUCCUAUAUAGCUGGAACUACAGUUGUGCAUUACCACACCCAGCUAAUUUUUUUUAUUUCUUGUAGAGAUGAGAUCUCGGUAUGUUCCCAGGCUAGUGUUGAACUCCUGAGCUCAAGAAAUCCUCCUGCCUGAGUCUGAAAGUGCUGGGAUUACAGGCGUGAACCACUACACGUGGCCUAUUGCACAAGUCUUGACAAACAACAUAUAUUUUCUAAAACUAUCCAAAUUUCGUUAUCAGGGAGAAGUUUGCUUAGGUUUAUUAGAGCAGUCCUUUGCAUUCGUAUGGUAAUUUGUACUUUACAAACACUUUGAUACAUUAUAACUCUAUUGGUCUUUGAAACAAAGCGAUGCAGUGUAGGUGGUAUCAUUGUCUUUCUCACUCAGUGUAGCCCAGAGUUGCUCAGAGUCGGAGCAGACCCUGAGGUGUAUCUGCAGAUCCUGUCAUCAGCUGGCAAGUCCAGGAGACUGUGUCAUUUAGAGACUUGUUGUUAGUUACCCCUCAACAUCUUUUAAGGUGGCAGGAAAAUACAGUGGACAUAACAUUUUAAAGUAAAAAUUUUAAAGUUUAAAGAAGAGUUUUGCCACUUAAACGGGAGAGCUUUGUCUGGAAAAUCCAUUGAGUUGAAACACUUCAUCCUUGGAAGGAUUAUGUAAGAUGAACAAUUGUGAUAAAUGUGUGGAUUAGAGGCAGUUAGUGAAUAGGCAGUUAGUCCAGUGCCCUCAUUUAAGAGGCCAAGAUCCUGAUUCAGAGUAGGCAUCCUUUGCCCAGAAUUUCUUAGCUAAUCUGACCAAAUGUUGGGGAAAAUGUCUCACCUAACCCACUAUUCCUUAAUUAUGGAUUUUGUGAAAUACAAUAGAACAUGUUAAUGAGUAAUUUAUAUUAGUUUGAUGUAUUACAAUUUUUUAGCUUUAAAUUACACUUUUCUUAUAAUGAUGAAAUGUUUUAGAAUCCUUUGAAUCUAAGUAUUUGUUUCCUAAAUGAAACAUUUGUACAACAUUUGAUGUUUUUACUUAUGAAAUAUUCUCCUCCCUCAAGAAAAUUAGAACUUUUUCUCUCUAUUUAAAAGCUAAGAAAUGUUUUAAAGGAAAAAUGAAAUUUUUUCCUUUAGCUUAUUUCUUAAGGUAAAACAUCUUUUUACUCUGUUAUUGUGGUAAUGGACAGAAAAUUACAUACAAAAAUAUUCUGGGAGAGCUUUCUCCUAGUUGGUUUUAAAUCCUUGUGCUACCUGAAAGGUUUUUAGAUUUUACAGGAGCUAUUUUGUCCACCAGCAUUAAUGUAACACAGUGUAGUUAUGAAAAUAUAUUGAAGGACAAGAAGUGGACACGAAGUGAUUUUUGUAACCUGAGCAGUUAAUGAAUGUGCCAACAUUUUCUAGGAAGGGACAGCAAGAAUAUUCUGCUCUGUAGUUAAAAUACUGGCGGGCUUUUGAUGUCUUCAUGCUUAAUUGUGAUCACUUUCUUGCCCUGUGAUGUUUUUACGUGAAUAUGUUGGAGUGGAAGUCUACCUUAUUAUUUUAUAAAAUGUUUUCUGUACGACAAUAAACUGAAAACAUGGAUCAACCCUUAUUUUGAAAAUAAACUGAGUCAAUUUAGCCUUUUAAAAA